GGGUUUGGGAAGGAGGGAGGAGGAGGAGGAGACGCAGCACCACUGCCUUACCCUCCCUCCCUCUCUCUCUCUUUCUCUCUCUCUGUUUUUUUUUUCCUUUUUUUCCUCUAUUUUUUUUUCUGAAUUAGAUUUAUUCAUUUCUACACUCCGGCGCCUCGCGGCUUUGCCCAGCCUCUCCGCUCCCUAGCUCGGAUUUUUCUGCUGCACUUUUAUUAUUUUUGCAUUUUUUGUAACGAGGUGAAAUCGAUGCAUCUGGGCUCGUCUAGUCGUGGCUGAACUACAGCGGAAGGAUGAGCAGCACUCAGGAGGUCCCGAACCACAGCCGGGAUCAGGGGGAGGGGGCCGCUCCCGCCCCAGAGACUCCCCCCACCCAGUCGGCCCCAACCCAAUUGGCCCCCACCCAAUUGGCCCCCACCCAAUCGGCCCCCACGCAAUUGGCCCCCACGCAAUUGACCCCCACCCAAUUGGCCCCCAUCCAGUUGACCCCCACCCAAUUGGCCUCCAUCCAGUCGGCGCCCACCACCUCUCCCACAGCUAUUGCCACCUCAGUAAAGGCGGAGCCUCGGCCCUCAGCCAGCAGUCCGCCCAGCAACGGCAAAGCCAGCGAGGCCAACCUGCCGGCCGAGAUCUGCGUGGUCAUCGGCGGCUCACGCAACUCCCAAGCUCAAGGUUCCUACAUCUGUGGAAUAUGUGGGAAGAAGUACAAGUAUUACAACUGCUUUCAGACUCACGUCCGCGCCCACAGAGAGACGGAGGGCACGCCAUCCGGAGAGGGGGCGGCUCACAUCCUGAACAAUUCUUUCCGCUACACGUGUGACAUAUGUGGGAAAAAGUACAAGUACUACAGCUGCUUCCAGGAGCACAGGGACCUGCAUGCUGUGGAUGAUCCCUACGAUCAUAUGAUUCCUGUGGAGGAACCUAUAAAGGAAGAGAUCGAGCCACUUCAGAAAAUAGGACCAAAAACGGGGAGCUACACGUGUGAAUACUGUGGGAAACAAUACAAAUAUUUCAACCCGUAUCAGGAGCAUGUGGCUCUGCACACUCCAAUGAGGAAUUUACCUGGAAACUUGCUUCAAUUGGCAGGAAUACCCUCUCCCAUUACUAUCUUCCCAGACGCACAAAGCUCUUUCGCUUUGAAACUGGAGGGCAAGCUGUCGGGAAAGUCGAGCCUCAGAGACGGAAACAAUUCCCAAAGCUCGAGUGAUACUACAAGCCCCAUGAUGCCCACCUCCUUCCCCACAUCACAGAAAGCCUACACGUGUGGAUCCUGUGGCAUUCAGUUCCAGUUCUACAACAACCUCAUGGAGCACAUGCAGUCCCACGCCGAGCUGUUUCUACGCCGGUGGGCUUGGUGGUCUGGAAAUGGGGUUUGUUCAGCGGAUAAUGAGAAUCACACUAAAGAGGACGCUCUUCCUCCUCCUGCUAAACCCUGCCAACCCCCCAUAGCGUCGCAGGAGCAGACCUGGAAGUCCCCUCCGCCUGCACAGAGGAACCACAUGCCUUCCUACCAUAAAAACACUCAUACAGUGAGGAACAGCAGCAGGAGCUUCUCAGAUAAAGUGCUGUUCUCAUGUCUCUCCAGGCAGGACAGAGCGAGACGAGUGUUUGACUCCACAGAGCUGAGCUACAAUUACUUCAAGAACAGAUUGUUACCAGAGAAGGAGCGGCAGCAGGUGGCGGAGCGCUUGCUCCGUAUGAUGUGUACGGACCUGGGUCUCCUCAGCGCCCUCAGCAGUAAGGAUUUCCUCAAGCUGGCCCAGACUCUGGUGGAUACGGGUUCUCGACACGGAGCCUACUCCAUCCGCGACGCCCUGGGGGACAUGAGCUCCCUGGCGCUGAAGCAGCUUCCUCGCAUGUACAACCAGGUCAAGGUGAAAGUCACCUGUGCCCUGGGUUCAAACUCUUCUUCAGGAAUUGCCGUGACCUGCCAUUCUCAGACAAUCGGAGGGGACUCCUGUUACGUGCUUACAGCAUAUCAGGUUGAGGGGGUCCGACUUCGCCGCUACGUACUUGGACUUAAGGAGGCCUCUCUAAGGGAGGGUCCGGAGCACGUGCACCACUGGGUCCAGAACGUGCUUUCGGAGUUUGUCAUGUCCGAGAUUCGCACGGUCUACGUCACAGAGCCACGUUUGUCACUGUUACCUUUGUGCGGGCGGUCUGGUCUCAGCCUGCGGUGCACAGGGUGCUCUCUGGCAGCCACUGUUCAGGCCGUCCUCGGCCGCCGUAGUCUUCAGGCCAGGGGCCUCCACGAACUGGGAGAACUUCUUGCUACGUGUCGCGACAUCGCCGGAACGACGAGCUUCGGGCGCGACAGCAAAUCCAUAGACGAGCCUCCUCCGCCGCCGUGCUGGGAUUCAACUGCCGAAGCUCUACUCAAGGUCCACGAUAACUUCGAGGCCAUAUGUGAAGCGUACGGCCGCUGCAAGAGCACGGCGCCACUACUGCAGGGCCUUAACAAGCAUCUCCUCGGCACACUCGCUUGCUUGCUUGGACCUUUGCGCCAGGCGGCGCAGGAGCUUGGAGGCGACCGUUGGCCCACGCUCCAGCAAGUCCUGCCGGUCUACAUUCGCCUGGAGAAGCUGUUCACUUCCAAAGCUGGAGAAGCGGGUGCUGGAAGCAAGCUCUGCCACUACUUUCUGGAGGCACUGAAGGAGAACUUCAAGGUGGAACGAAUCCAUCAAGUGGCGAUGAUCUUGGACCCCCAGCUCAAGCUCAGACCAGUUCCUGGAUAUCAGCACGAGGAGAUCAUCUCCAGGGCUUGCGACAUGGCGGCAAGUAUGAGGGAAUCUGGAAGUGGGGGCUCGUCCGGGAUCACUGCAGACGACAGGGAUGGCGAUGGACCAUCUGGACCGAAGCGAGGACGUUUGGAUUGUGGCGUGGACAGGCCAUCUUGCACAGGCGACGAGCCGCAAGUCCGCAAGGAGUUGUUCCAGUAUCUGGGCGAGCCGCUCUUCCACGCCACGGGCGAUCUGUUCCAGUACUGGAGCUCGGUCAUGGACCGGUACCCUAAGUUGUCUCGUCUGGCGCUCUGGCUGCUGGCGGUGCCCGCGGUGGGCGUCCGCAGCGAGUGCGUCAGCAUCUGCGAGCAGACCGUAGCGAUGAAGAAGAAGCGGCAAGUCUCUGCCGAGGAAAUGAACAAGCUCGUCUUCCUCAAGUGCAAUUUUGCUUGAGGCGGCACGAACGAGGCCACCAGCCAACGGCACUAUGGACUGUUCACGUAAAAGACACUAGCUGAUCUAGAUGCUGCUCUAGGUUCACUUUGUAGCUUUUUAUGUCCUGUCGUAGUUAGAAUUGCUUAUUCUGGAGAAAAACACAAACGCUGUUUCCGGGUCAGUGUCUACAAACAAGGCACAGUUAAGGGAUGGUUCUUACCGCGGACUUCGUCGAGCAGAGAAAUAGCCUAAACACACAAACACACCUCAAACCUCAACUUGCCACUGGCCAUGAGAAAACAGAACAUCAAGAACAAAAAAGAAAAAGAAGCUAUGCCCGAAAAACACGGACGUUUGCCAAUGCUUGAAUCGUCUACUUUAAACCAAAACAUGGACACACUGUACGUUUCAUUUCAUUUAAUGCUUGUGUUUUUCCCUGCAACUGCUCGACUGUUUCUCGUUCCCAGUGCCCCGGGUAUCCUCUUUACUAACUUACCUCUCGUACUUCCUACCUGAAUUACAUCGUCCGUGAUUCUUUUCACCGUUUAUUCCGACAAGAUGGACUUUGGACAUCCUUUGCCUUAGUUGAAAAUGAUUUGUUUCGAACUCAUUCAUUUAUUCAUACUAAAAUUGCUGUUGACUGACUGUAGAUGCAAUAUACCUCCGUUGACUUUG
Astyanax mexicanus (Mexican tetra) is the source of this 3827-nucleotide messenger RNA. RefSeq names its product zinc finger protein 618 (gene znf618). Lineage: Eukaryota; Metazoa; Chordata; Actinopteri; Characiformes; Acestrorhamphidae. Bases 291 to 3170 code for a protein of 959 amino acids. The record is from RefSeq and is a predicted model, not a curated record. The transcript is spliced from 15 exons. Gene Ontology annotation, molecular function: protein dimerization activity.